Messenger RNA from Eufriesea mexicana, 3686 nucleotides. RefSeq names its product F-box/LRR-repeat protein FipoQ (gene FipoQ). The transcript is spliced from 8 exons. NCBI's taxonomy places the organism in Eukaryota, Metazoa, Arthropoda, Insecta, Hymenoptera, Apidae. Gene Ontology annotation, biological process: positive regulation of protein ubiquitination. The record is from RefSeq and is a predicted model, not a curated record. Gene Ontology annotation, molecular function: protein binding. The coding region runs from base 393 to 1946 and encodes 517 amino acids.
UCCGAAAUCUUGACGUUUCACGGGAAACAGAGGGAAAUGCACCUUGGCUGCAGGUGACGAGUUUAAAAUUAAAGCGGAGAUGGGUCUUCCAAGUCUUAUAUUUAGGCCGACGCGCAUGCGCGAUCCGAUUAGAAGUCCCGUGGAAGACUUAGAACAUCUGAUUCCUCGAAAUCCGCCGUGUGCCGCGAUUUUCACGAACCGUCCUCCUGUUCACCGUGUUCCAAAAUUCUUUUCGGUCUUCCACGCAAAAAUCCGACUAGCGUCGCGUCAGAUCGGGAGAUCAGCGUCAUCGAGGAUUCCGCUGAUCGAAGUACACCCAGUGAUAGAGGAUCUUUUUAAGGAGAAACCGAGUUUCCUUUCGUGUCACGAGUUUGUUCUGAGAAAAUAACAAGAUGGAUCUCGGGGGUGUCGAUGUCUGGGGUCAGAUCGCCGUGGAAACGUCUCAGAUGUUCGUGUCUGAGGGCGGCGUGGUUAAAAGUCGUUUCGCUGGGACAACGAUAGAGAAACUGCCGGACAAGGUGCUGCUGAAUAUCUUCAGUUACCUGUCUCAUCGCGAAAUAUGCAGGGUGGCACGUGUUUGCAAGAGAUGGCGGCAAAUAGCCUACGACACGCGAUUAUGGAAGCACGUAUCGCUGCGGCCGGAAAUCAGUGGAUUGCACGUGAACUCUCUGGACAAUCUGCUGCAUUUGAUCAGCACGCGCUUCGGAGCUUCGCUCAGGUACAUCGAACUGCCGAUCGAGCUGAUCACGCACACGGUUCUCCACGAACUGGCCAACAAGUGUCCAAACUUGACUCACAUGCUGCUCGAUUUCUCCACGGCCAUGCAACUGCACGAUUUCUCGGAGAUGCAAGCCUUCCCCACCAAGCUGAAGUACAUGUGCAUCUGCCUGUCCGAGGUAAUCUUCAUGGAGGGCUUCAUGAGAAAGAUCUACAACUUCAUCAAUGGCCUGGAGAUCCUUCACCUUAUAGGGACGUACGAAAAGGUGGAGGAAGAGGAGGAAGAGAUUUACGAGGUGAUAAACGUGCACAAACUGAAAUCGGCCACCCCCAAUCUGCGAGUAAUCAACCUGUACGGGAUCAAUUUCGUAGAUGAUUCUCACAUCGAUGCAUUUUCUUCCAACUGCAUUCAAUUGGAAUGCCUGGCAGUGAACUUCUGCGCCAAAGUCACCGGCUCCACCAUGAAGACCCUGUUCCAGAGAAGCAGGAGACUCAAGUGCCUUCUCAUGCAAGGAACAAAUCUUCAGAGUGAAUACGUGAUGCAGGUGGAAUGGGAGAAGUCGAGUAUCCAGGAGCUGGACGUCACUGGCACGGACUUAUCGACGGAAUGUCUCAUCGACAUGUUGACCAGGAUUCCAAACCUUCGUUUCCUGAGCGCGGGUCAGUUGAACGGGUUCAAUGACAGCGUGUUGAAAGCCUGGGCCGAGCUGGGCAAUCCUCGAACCCUGAUCGCUUUGGCGCUGGACAGCUCGGAUAACCUGACCGACGACGCUCUGCAUAAAUUUUUGUCGAAAUAUGGCCAACAACUCUACGGACUAUCCUUAUCCGGCAUGCCACACAUCACGGAUCAGCUGUGGCAGAGUGUGUUACCCAUAUUGACCAAGGCCAAGAUUCUCGUAAUGGGGACCUCAGAAAGGCUGGGUGUGAAUAUUCACGUGGACCAGCUGAUGGACGGAAUUGCUAACAAUUGUCCAAAUUUAGAGCGGCUGGAGCUCCGCUGGGAUCCAGAGAACCUCCGGUUCUCCGACAAAAGCCAGAAGGCUAUAGAUAUACUUCGUGUAAAGUGUAUUAAAUUACGGUGCUUAAGCUUGAGCGAUGGGAGGUACUACGAGAUAGUCAAAGCCAAUUUCGAGCGUGCCGACAGGCUGACGGUCGUUCGAACCACGACGUGCUGCCGCGUGUCUAACUACUACCUCUUAGAGAAUUACAAGGAUUUGAUUUUUAAUUAAUUUCUACGGUAAACGCUUGUACAUACGCUACGAGGGAUUCAUAGACGAGUUUUUCCAUAAGCCGAAUUAUCGAGACGAAUAAGCACAUCGCUGAGGUAGCGAACCACGAGAACUGCGAUGGAAGAACGAGUCUACCAGCGAUUAGUUAAGCGCUUAUCCCUAGUGUUAAGAUAAGAAAUCGCGCGUAAAAUAACAGAUGCAUAUUUUUCUACUCUAUUUCCGAGCGCGUAGCGUGAGUGAACGAACUACUUCGGGUAAAAUUCUUGUGAAAUCUCGACUCGUUCGAUGUUACCGCACUAAUGUAGAGAAAAGCGUAAUAACGAAGGAAAGAACGCAAAGACAGAAUAACCAUGUGAUCAAUGGGAAGCAGAACGAGGAACCUUGACACGUAGAAGCACAAGACCACACGAUCCGUUACAUCACAGCACGUUCAUAAUUAAUGGAAGCAUUGUGGUAGGAAAAAGUUUGCCAGGUAAAAUAUCGACAAGACAGGGGCACGCACAAUGGCUGUUCGUAGUAGUAUCGAUUAUUCGCUAAUUUAUUCAUGCAGCCGUGUAGACGACGACGACGUCGCACUGGCCACGGCUGGUCGGUCGAUUCGCUCGAUUUCAUUCUCUAGCCACAUGCCAGACCCUUCGUUUAUAUGUUGCAUUAUAGUCGACGCAGAACCGUCGUGGCCGGCACGACUUUUCGCAUGAUUCCCGAAUUCUUCGUCUCUCGUCUCAGUUUCUUCCUCUCGCGCUCCUCUUAUCCCGAUCUUCCCCAAUGUCCGACACCGAGGAAGACCUAAUGGUAAGGAAGCUGAAGAUCGUCCUCGUCGGUGACUCCGCAUCCGGCAAAGUGAGUUUUCCUGUGUCUCCAGCGUUUACUUGCCUACUGAAAGCGUAAUCCAAGCCCUAGCUUGGUCAUUUUCGUCUCUGCGUUAAGUCUCUCGUCUCUGCGUCCUGGCCAAAGGGAAACUAUCGAUUUGACCCUCGAUCGGGAAUUUUUCGAAACGUACGAGUAUGUACUAGUACGAUUAAAUUGUUUCGAGUCCAGUGUGCCUCUGAGCUUCAAAGAACCAAGCAACGUAUCGAUUUAUUUACACCGUGCGAAGUGGUCAGUGCCACUAUUAAACGUACUUCGGAAAUACCGAGUGUUCCGCAGUUACUACGCUUUACUUCCAUUCAUUUCUGAUGACGAUAAUAAACGUUCAGUUUGAAGUAAUUUGUCACUCCAAGUGUUGCGUAUUGUCGCUAGGAAAUACCCAACAGAGUCUCCACAGCUUACGCGAUAUCGCGUAUUCGUGACUCCAGCUAUUUCCCCACUAUCUUUAAUUCUUCCUCAAAAGUCUCUUGCUCUUUAAUUACUAACACGACCAGUUCCCGAAGAACUAUAGGACCAACUAUUAAUUAGCAGACGGACGUAACACGCGAGUUUCGAUCGACGUUGGAAUUUCGUCUUGAGACCUUGCGUACUCGAGGAAUCGGUUAAUUCCAGCAUAUUUAAUUGCUCCCGAAAAGUAUAUAAUUUGGAACAAAGUGUACUCGUUUGAAAAUUUUUCUCUCGUUUCCUGGAAGCAAGCAGGUAUUAUUUAUUUAAAAAGAGACGAGAGCCUCCACAGCGAGGGGGUAGCAAUUCCGAAUAACUGAAAUUCAAGGUUCCCUGUUUAGACCAGCAUUGCCCAAAAAUUUUGCAAUAACGAAUUCACGAGACAGUACACACCGACGUCUGGGAUCGACUUUUUCCUGAAGAACGUCA